Penicillium salamii is the source of this 3564-nucleotide messenger RNA. Lineage: Eukaryota; Fungi; Ascomycota; Eurotiomycetes; Eurotiales; Aspergillaceae. The record is from the annotation of a GenBank genome assembly.
AUGGAAGGUGUUCAGACUGUUGAUUCCGUGUCAUCGAGCGACAAGCCCCGCGCCGAUGCGGAAGCCCCAACCACAAAAUCCAAGUCGCAUCGGAGAUCUCGUUCCAACAGUAGCCCGGCUACCCCGGCGCCACCUGCGGCCACACCAGAAUCGAAACAAGUCCCCAAGAAGGAUCUCGCUCCAGUAGAAACAAAACAACCACCAGCCGAGAAGACACCGGAGAAAUCUGAGGAGUCAAAACCAUCUACACCAGUUUCAGCUUCGCGGAAGACAGACCCGAAGCCGAUCGGACGACGAAACUCAUGGAUAUCUAGUCUGAGCUCGAAGUUUUCGUCUGGGUCGACGCCCCCGUCGCAAUCCAGUCUCAAGGCCAGUCCUGCGAGUCCGAAAACGACAACUCCUCUCGAUACGCACAAUCCGUUUGGCGCGGCCUACUCCCCGAAGGACAAGGAAGAAGAAAAGAAGGACGAGAAUAAUCCUUUUACUUCAACAUCGCCGAAGGGGCCAUCGUUUAUUCACAAUGCAUUGCGCAAAUUCUCAUCCAAUUCCGGUGGAUUGCCCAAGCUGAACCCGAACGACUCGAUCUGUCCUCGUCGCGUGAUGAACAUUGACCAAAGUCGACACCGGUGCAAGGUUGCCGACUUGAAGCAGGCUAAAUUGAACCGUGUGGCGUUUUGUGUAGAUGUUGAAAUUGCGGGUAUUUCCCAUUUGGACGACGACGAGGAAGCCCCUCCGACGAACCAACUGCGACAGCCACUACCGGAAUCCAAUAGCCAAAAGGCCAAGAAGGUGGAGCUCAAAAACAAGGAGCACGAGGAAGCUGAUGCUCUGAAACGGCCGCAAGCUACACUAGCUGAGAAAGAUAGCGCUUCCCCAGCCCCUGCGAAGGCCACGGAGGCGAAAAGCCAAACCACACCCAAAGAGAAAUCAACCGGCACCUCCCCUCCCAAUGGAGAAACGACCGACCCAACCAGGAAACAGGAGAAGAAGAAACGCUCGGAGGCGGAACGCAAAGAGCGAAAGGAGAGGAAGCGUAGGCAAGCAGUGGCAAACGGCUCAGUGCCAUUGCAACUUGACGGAGCGAGUGAUGAAGAAGACACACGCGCGACAGUCGCAGGUGCCCCCACGCGGUCCAAGACGCAGAGUCACCCAACCACAGACCCGGUGCGAAUAUACCGCCGUUGUUGCCAACUCCGCGAAACGCCCGUCCUCAAGAGAGUGGUUGAUGAGAUUUCGAAGCCUUCAUCUACACUGGCCGAGUCUCCUGGAACAGUCGCAGCUCUUGAUCUUAGCAACUUCCCGAUGACAUCACAGGACCUGACAACUUUUAGCGACUGGCUUGCCGUUGUGCCAGUCCGCAAACUCAUUCUCGAAAAUUGUGCACUAUCAGAUCAGUCUGUGCGAUCGAUUCUUGCAGGCUUGCUAUCCACAAAAACGAUAGAGCAGAUGCGCUAUCGACGCAGAAAGUCAAGAAGACCCGAGUCAUCGGAUAUUGAGGGUCAGGAGAGAUACGGUGUCGUUGAGAAAUUGUCAUUGAAAGACAAUCCAAAGAUUGGACGAGAGGGAUGGCGCCAUAUCAGUCUAUUUAUCCACUUGUCCAAGUCACUGAAAGCCAUUGACCUUUCAGGCAUACCUUUCCCUAAGGGUCAAGUUGCGAUCGAUACAGCCCAAGAUCCCACUACUAAACCACAAAUACCCACGGCGGACGUGAGUAUUGUUUUCGCCAGUGCACUGGCGGAGCGCUUUGGCGGUGAUCAUCUCGAAGAGUUGCUCAUGAGUGAAUGCAAUCCCUCAAUUGAAGCUGUCAAGCAAAUUUGUCAGGCAGUCACCAAGAUGGGUCUGCGCAGACUUGGUUUUGCGAGCAACAGCAUGACGAGAGAGAGCCUGGAGCAUGUGGUAGAGUAUCUCAAGGCUGGCCAAUGUGAAGGCUUGGAUCUGGGUGGCAAUGCCAUCAAGAAUGACCUUGAUCUGAUCACAAAGGCGCUUGAGCCGGAGACACCACUUUAUGCAUUGAGUCUGGCAGACUGUUCUUUGAACCCGUCAGUGAUUUGUCCGUUGCUCCAAUCUCUUGCCCAGCUGCACAAUCUUCGCUUCAUUGAUUUCUCCCAUAAUCGGGAACUAUUCACGGCGCAACCUGACGCUCUUGGCGCAUUCCGUCGCUUCUUGCCUAAGAUGACAUCGCUGAAGCGUUUCCAUCUUGCUGAUGUCAACUUGACACCAGACCAUGUGAUUGGUCUUGCCGAGGUGCUUCCAGAGUGCCCCAGUCUCUGCCACUUGAACAUUCUAGAAAACAAGCAGAUCGUCGAGCUAGCUUCAACCACAAACCCUGUCACCCAAGAAGAGGCAUGUGCGGUAUACGCGUCAAUGAUGGCAGCGGUGCGCGUCUCGCGAACUAUAAUUGCAGUCGAUAUCGAUAUCCCCAGCGCCGAAAACAACGAGGUUGUCAAGGCUCUGGCGUCUCAAAUUGUGGCCUACUCACUUCGAAACCUUGAAGGUGGUGCCAUUGCUGAAGAACUCUCUGAUUCAAUUGUCCCUCUUGGGACCAAGGAUGUUCCGGUGCCUGAUAUCCUGCAGCAUAUUGUUGGUCACUCUGCUCCAUCCGAAGAGCCCUGCGACGAGGAGGAUGAACCGGCCCCAGAUGAAGAUUAUGUCAUCAGUGGUACAGGUGUUGUUAAAGCAUUGGGUGUUUGCCUUGGCAAUUUAGAUCGCCAUGGACUUGAUACCCCCGGUGAGAUGUCUGUCCCGGCCAGUGGCACUACAACACCCAGGCGUCGCAAGUCUCGGAGUGUUGUCAGCAAGAGACCCCGAGACAUGUCAAAGGAUUUGCUGGAAUCUGCACGGAAUAUCAGAACCCGUAUCCAAUCAGCUCUCAUCCGGGAGGAUCGUGCUGGCAACGAUGCAAACUAUCGCCGCCUGCAGUUCCUUGAUUUUACCCUGCAUAGGAUGAUCCAGCGUUUCGAAGACGAGUAUCCCGAGACCCGUAUCAACCCACAGACUGAGUCAUUGCCUUCCAUCCCUGCACCUGACACCAGUUCACAACACUCAGGGGAGGACGGGACUGGCUAUGUUACUGCUGGAAACAUGACUAGCAGCCAAAUUGAAGAGAAUGGUGCCGACGAGGAUGACGGCGAAUAUGACACCCGCUUGUCCCGCGCCAGCUCCAUGACCUCACUUCACUCUCGGGCCAUGACAUCCCAAGAAGGCCAUAUUCACCGCAUUGGCCAGAACCUCCGCCGCGACUUCCUGAAGCCAUCACUGGUCCCCGGCGAUGGUGACGAAGAACUCGAUAAUGAAGACACCUCACACAUCACCGCUCUCAGGCAGAAGCUGGAACGUCUACACGACGAACAAUCUCUAUCUCAAUUCGACAACUUCGAUACUGAUAGAGCCUUCGAUCAACUUGGAACAACCGUCGACGAACUCUGGGCCGCGCAGCAGCAAGACGCCGAAGGCUUCGAGCGAUUCAAGCAGUCCCAAAUUGCUGCACAGUUCAACAGUGGUCUUCGUUCUAGAGGCAAUGCAGAGCCCAGGAAAGAUUCCGAAGAAUCACCAACUAAAUCCUAA